AUGUGAACUUAUCUGAGCAAAAUGCAACGAGUUGGUGGGGUCUGUGAUUUGGAUUUGCAAAAGCACCAUGUGACCCGAAAAGAGUUCCUAUAUAAGACAGUCCUGGUGGCAGAGGGACACUAGGGCAACAUCUGAAGAACAUCUGACUCGACAAAAAAGAGCAACAUGUCCACCAUGAACAGGCUGAACAUCGGCAGUCUUGGCUGGAAGAAGACCAGGUCAGAGAAAAGGCAUUUUACAGACAUACAUGGUCUGCCAUGCAUUGAAAACCUGGUGCUUUCUGCGGAGGAAACACCAGAGCCCAUUGCAACCAAAAUCACAGGUCAUAUCCCCUCAUGGAUCGAAGGCAAUUUUCUCAGGAAUGGACCUGGAAAGUUUGAGAUUGGAAGAAGCAGUUUCAACCACUGGUUUGAUGGCAUGGCGCUUAUGCACCAGUUUCAUAUCGAGGAUGGAAAGGUGACAUACAUGAGCCGAUUCCUGAACAGCGAUUGCUACAAGGAAAACACUGAGCAUAACCGCAUCAUGGUGUCUGAAUUUGGUACGAUUGCAGUGCCGGACCCGUGUAAAAACUUCUUUCAGCGCUUCCUCUCCCGCUUUGAGCUGCCCAAGCAAUCUGACAAUGCAAAUGUCAGCUUUGUUCAGUAUAAAGGAGACUACUAUGUCAGCACUGAGACAAACUUCAUGCACAAAAUAGACCCAAAGACACUUGAAACUGAAGAAAAGGUGGACUGGAGUAAAUUUAUUGCAGUUAAUGGAGCCACAGCUCAUCCCCAUGUGGAUCCUGAUGGGACCACAUACAACAUGGGCAACUCUUACACUCUUAAAGGUGCUUUCUACAACAUCAUAAGAGUGCCCUCAAAGACGGUGAAUCCAGGGGAUGCUUUGGAAGGAGCCACAGUUAUUUGCUCCAUCCCCUCUGAGGACAAGUCCAAACCAUCCUACUAUCAUAGCUUUGCCAUGUCAGAGAAUUACGUGGUAUUCAUCGAGCAGCCAAUCAAAAUGGAUCUCUUGAAGAUUGUGACAGGAAAACUGCGUGGAAAGGGAAUUAGUGAUGGUGUAUACUGGGACCCAAAAAGGAACACAGUUUUCCAUGUAGUGAAUAAACACACUGGAAAGCUUAGCGUCAUCAAGUAUUACGCAAAGCCAAUGUCAACCUUCCAUCAGAUAAACUGUUUUGAAGAAAACGGUUUUCUGAUUAUGGACAUGUGCUGUUCUGAGGAUGGCCAGGCCAUUAACAACUACCUGAUACAGAACUUAAAAAAGUCUGGAAAUGCUCUCGACGAGGUGUACAACAUAAUGUGCAGAGUGUUCCCUAAACGUUUUGUUCUACCCUUAAAUGUGUACAACAACACACCAUGUGGGCAAAAUCUAAACACACGGUUGAACAGCACCGCAACAGCUAUUAAAACAGACCAGAACAAGUCUGCAUUACCAUUUAAACAGGUGUUCUGCACACAUGAAGAUCUUCAUGGUGAAGAUCUCCAUGUAUAUGGAGGUCUUGAAUUUCCACACAUCAACUAUUCAAAGUACAACACCCGGCCCUACCGCUACUACUAUGGAUGUGGCUUCAGACACCUGGUUGGAGAUUCUCUCAUUAAAAUGGACCUUCAAGACAAGCAAAUGAAGGUGUGGAAACAUGGAGGCCUGUAUCCUUCAGAACCAGUUUUUGUCCCAUCACCAAGUGCUGUGGGGGAGGACGAUGGAGUCAUUUUGUCUGUUGUCAUCACCCCUAAUCAGGACAAAAGCACAUUCCUUUUGGUGCUGGAUGCAAAAACGUUUGAAGAAUUGGGACGUGCUGAAGUACCUAUGAACAUUCCAUAUGGUUUUCAUGGGACUUUCCUAACAAAAAACUGAGCUGGAAUUUUAUAAAGUGCAAAAAAUAUUAUUGCAAAAUCUUUCAAAGGCAUUACGGCCUCUAAUGCAUUCUAAGGUGCCCUCUAUAUGUUCUUUAUGUAUAUGAUAUAUCCUAAAUAAACUAUAUUCUGUA
This is a messenger RNA of Triplophysa dalaica, 1987 nucleotides long. RefSeq names its product beta-carotene oxygenase 2b (gene bco2b). Gene Ontology annotation, cellular component: mitochondrion. Lineage: Eukaryota; Metazoa; Chordata; Actinopteri; Cypriniformes; Nemacheilidae. The coding region runs from base 166 to 1854 and encodes 562 amino acids. The record is from RefSeq and is a predicted model, not a curated record. Gene Ontology annotation, biological process: carotene catabolic process; retinal metabolic process. Gene Ontology annotation, molecular function: carotenoid dioxygenase activity; beta-carotene 15,15'-dioxygenase activity. The transcript has 12 exons.